UGUUUGCCUUUUCAGAAAGCUAUAAGUUGCUAUUUAUAGCAAGAUCUCUCCAAGGAAUAGGUUCUUCUUGUUCUUCUGUAGCAGGCAUGGGUAUGCUGGCCAGUGUGUACCCUGAUGAUGAGGAAAGAGGCAAUGCAAUGGGGAUUGCCUUGGGAGGCAUGGCUAUGGGAGUAUUGGUGGGUCCGCCCUUUGGAAGUGUGAUGUAUGAAUUUGUUGGGAAGGCUGCACCUUUCCUGGUGUUAGCAGCAUUGGCUCUUUUAGAUGGAG
Messenger RNA from Sceloporus undulatus (fence lizard), 267 nucleotides. RefSeq names its product synaptic vesicular amine transporter-like. The transcript has 3 exons. The record is from RefSeq and is a predicted model, not a curated record. NCBI's taxonomy places the organism in Eukaryota, Metazoa, Chordata, Lepidosauria, Squamata, Phrynosomatidae. Gene Ontology annotation, biological process: aminergic neurotransmitter loading into synaptic vesicle; transmembrane transport. Gene Ontology annotation, molecular function: serotonin:sodium:chloride symporter activity. The annotation marks the transcript as partial. Gene Ontology annotation, cellular component: terminal bouton; synaptic vesicle membrane.